Malania oleifera is the source of this 2197-nucleotide messenger RNA. RefSeq names its product pyruvate kinase, cytosolic isozyme. Gene Ontology annotation, molecular function: pyruvate kinase activity; potassium ion binding; magnesium ion binding. The record is from RefSeq and is a predicted model, not a curated record. Gene Ontology annotation, cellular component: cytoplasm. NCBI's taxonomy places the organism in Eukaryota, Viridiplantae, Streptophyta, Magnoliopsida, Santalales, Ximeniaceae. Gene Ontology annotation, biological process: glycolytic process. The transcript is spliced from 4 exons. The coding region runs from base 405 to 1937 and encodes 510 amino acids.
UAGGCUAGGCUACCCAUAGAUCUACGAUGGAAUAAAGUAAUUCCGGUCAAAUUCUAGGGGCGUCGGACAUCCUCUACAGCUUGCUUGUUCGCAAAACAACCAACGGCUGGAACCCGCUUGUUCAGAUCUGACGACGCAGGCGCCAUUAAGGGAGGGAGACUUCCGCUUGGCCCAUUAGGUAGGUGCGCUCGAGAAUUGGAGACUGGGAGAAGAAGGGAAGGUUUGCGUGCACUUGCUGCUGCUCUACCCUUGGUUCGGUGGUGAGUGUCCUCUCUCUCUCUCUCUCUCUGCUUCCAAAUUUGUAUAUUUGUAUCCCUGUUCCUGCAAAUCAUUUGUUUUGCUUGCUUGAUCCGAAAACAGGUAACUUCCUGUGGUAGAGAUUUGUUAGAAAACAGACGGACCAAAUGGCAAACAUAGACAUUGAGGGAAUAUUGAAGGAGCUCCCAAAUGAUGGUCGUGUUCCAAAAACCAAGAUUGUUUGCACUCUGGGACCUGCUUCUCGAUCAGUGCCCAUGCUUGAGAAGCUUCUCAGGGCUGGGAUGAAUGUUGCCAGAUUCAAUUUCUCCCACGGUACUCACGAGUAUCAUCAGGAGACUUUGAACAAUCUUAGGGUGGCCAUGCAGAGCUCCCAGAUCCUCUGUGCUGUAAUGCUUGACACCAAGGGUCCUGAGAUUCGAACUGGUUUUCUAAAGGAUGCUAAGCCUAUUCAGCUUAAGGAAGGUCAGGAAAUCACUGUAACUACUGAUUACAGCAUCAAGGGGGAUGAGAAUAUGAUUUCCAUGAGCUAUAAAAAGUUGGCUGUCGACUUGAAGCCUGGAAAUACCAUCUUAUGUGCAGAUGGCACCAUCACCCUGUCUGUCUUGGCUUGUGACCCAGAUGCUGGAACAGUAAGAUGCCGUUGUGAGAACACUGCAACUCUAGGUGAGAGAAAGAAUGUUAAUCUUCCUGGUGUUGUGGUGGAUCUUCCCACACUAACAGAGAAAGAUAAGGAAGACAUCCUGGAAUGGGGCGUUCCAAACAAGAUUGAUAUGAUUGCUCUUUCGUUUGUGCGCAAGGGCUCGGAUCUUGUCAACGUUCGUAAGGUUCUUGGGUCUCAUGCAAAGCACAUACAGCUGAUGUCAAAGGUUGAGAACCAGGAGGGAGUAAUCAACUUUGAUGAAAUCUUGCGCGAGACCGAUUCAUUUAUGGUUGCCCGUGGUGAUCUUGGAAUGGAAAUCCCGGUAGAGAAGAUCUUUCUGGCUCAGAAAAUGAUGAUAUACAAGUGCAACCUUGUUGGUAAACCUGUGGUCACUGCCACUCAGAUGCUUGAAUCAAUGAUUAAGUCUCCGCGGCCAACCCGUGCUGAAGCCACUGAUGUAGCCAAUGCUGUACUUGAUGGAACUGACUGUGUCAUGCUCAGUGGUGAGAGUGCCGCUGGGGCAUACCCAGAGCUUGCUGUGAAGAUCAUGGCUCGAAUUUGUAUCGAGGCAGAGUCCUCCCUUGACUAUGGUGCUAUCUUUAAGGAGAUGAUAAGGUCGACCCCCCUUCCAAUGAGCCCAUUAGAGUCUCUGGCAUCCUCAGCUGUACGAACAGCAAACAAAGCCAAAGCUAAACUCAUAGUUGUGUUGACACGUGGGGGAACUACAGCCAAGUUGGUAGCCAAGUACAGGCCUGCAGUUCCAAUCCUAUCAGUAGUUGUUCCUGUUCUGACCACGGAUUCAUUUGACUGGAGCUGCAGUGAUGAGACUCCGGCAAGGCAUAGCCUUAUAUACAGGGGCUUGAUUCCUCUACUGGCGGAAGGAUCUGCAAAAGCAACGGAUGCAGAAUCAACAGAGGUGAUCCUUGAAGCUGCCUUGAAUUCCGCAACAGAGCGGGGGCUCUGCAAGGCGGGUGAUGCCAUAGUUGCACUCCAUCGCAUUGGUGCUGCCUCUGUCAUUAAGAUCUGCCUGGUGAAGUGAUAGCGAAUGUGCUGCACUGGGCAAGUCAGAUCCAUGGUUUUGCUUCCUAUUGUCAUCUAAUCUUUAUAUGUACUGCAAUGCAUUGCUAAAAGGAUGUAGAAUUAUUUUCCAUUUGCCUUGAGCUGUGUUAAUCUUGUUGUCUUGUAUGCUUGGCGCCGUCCUCUAGCUAAUGUUAUGUAGCCUGAAUGAGCUACAGGUGAAAAAUAAGAGACUUCGGGAUUUCAUUUUGGUAAAUAUAGUCGCACUUAUGUUGGACAUCA